UGUGCACUACAGGUGUUGGAUGGUGAAGGGGAGGAGAUGGGGAUGGGGACUGUCCUCAGUCCUCUUUUGGAGUGUCUAAACCGGAAUCCCAAUAUGGUGGUCACUAUGUUGGUGAUGGACUUUGAGUCGGAUCACUGUUUCUCAACAGGACCACAGAGUCUGGAGAUUGUUUCUCAGAACAGAUGCUACAGAGCAAACUGGGGAUGAGGAAUCGGGACUUGGAGGAGGUGCUCGUGUAUCUGCAGCUCUACAAAAACAUCUCAGUGGUUUUUCUGGCCAGCUGGAAGGACGUGACUGACCAUGUGUGUGCUGUAACCAAGGCUCUGUCAAAACGCCCCUUCAAACUCCUGACUGAGGCAUCAGAGCUGCCGUUCUGCGUGGAUGGCUCAUGGGCCAGUGGGGCCCGGGUGGAGAGGGACGGCUCCGGCCUGAGGGACGUCUGGAACAGGCAGAUCCAGCAGCUGAACAGAGUUAGCCCAGCAGUGGCUUCUGCUGUGGCAGAGUCUUUUCCAUCUCCUCAGCUCCUGCUGCAGGUAACCUGUAGCUGAAAAUAAGAGUGGAUUCUGCAGAAAGCUCAAGGGGGUCAUAAUAGUUUUUGUUUUUGCAUGUACUGACUUAAGGCGUACCAGAACUGGGGAUCGGAGGUGGAGAAGAAGGGAAUGCUUGCUGGUCUCUCAGUGAAAACAGAAGGCAAAGAAAGAAGGAUUGGACCAGACAUUUCAGCCAGAAUCUACCGCUGCCUGACAGCAGAGAACCCUCAGCUGGUCCUGGACUGAUCUGCCUAACUUCAGAAAAAAAACACUAUCAUGGCAUUUAUGACUUAAAGUUAAAUGUUAACAAUUUAACUGCAAUUAUGCGUGUAAAUAAAGCUAAUAAAGUUUAUUUUUAUAAAGCAAA
Molecule: messenger RNA, 897 nt
Organism: Cyprinodon tularosa
Lineage: Eukaryota; Metazoa; Chordata; Actinopteri; Cyprinodontiformes; Cyprinodontidae
Gene: eme2
Product: probable crossover junction endonuclease EME2
Exons: 4
Coding region: 183-548 (121 amino acids)
Biological process (GO): double-strand break repair; mitotic intra-S DNA damage checkpoint signaling; resolution of meiotic recombination intermediates
Cellular component (GO): Holliday junction resolvase complex; nucleus
Molecular function (GO): DNA binding; nuclease activity
Source: RefSeq, a predicted model, not a curated record